GCGUGCGCAAAGCACUCGUCUUUCUCAAUGUUUUUGUUUUAGCUAUCUUGCUACUGGUAAGAUAAGCCAACUCAAAAUGGAAACAACAGGGACAAUAAUUUGUGUUUUGUUUCUUCUCUUUGCCUCAGUAACAUGCACAGAGUCACCACCUAGGCAACUAAACACGGAAAACAUCCUGAUUAACGUGACGACAGGGACAUUGGCUGAUACACAGUUGCAGGAUUCCAACAACUUGCAGAUAAAUUUAAACAUAUCGGUGGGUGAAGAGCAGGUGCUGGUCAAUGACAUCCCAGUAGAGCUAUCAGGGGUCACCAGAUUCAACUGCCAAGCACUUCUCUUAGACCACAUCAAUGGAAGCAGUGGCUUUGAAUCUGGGGACUUGGUGUCCAUUGUCACCCGUGUGAUGGUGAGCCAGAACCGACUAUACAGUGACUCAGAGGAGGUGGUGGCUCUGCAAGUGUUCAGUGAAGUGAUCGAGAUGGAGGGCAAAGAGGUCCAACAGCCUGACAUGUGUGAGGUGAAAAUACUGAUGAGCCCAGAUUUUCAGAAGCUGGCUCAGUUUACCAACAUCUACCCUAUUGGACACAGCGAGAUCUUCAGGAUUCCCAGAGAGAAUGAUGUUGUUGUCACAGAUGCACCAAAUCCUAGAAAAGAUGAACAGCUAUUCUCACAGACCACCAGCCAGUACCCCCUGAAGCACACAGACACCACCCAGGAAGAGACUGCAGCCCCGGGAAAGCUCCCAGAGACUCCCCUGCGUAUGGACCCUGAUGUGCUCUAUGAUGUCAGAUACGAUGAUGAGUUUGAAGACAGAGAGCAGGGGCAGCCGGAUCAGAUUCAGAUGGAAACUCCGCCCAAAGAAUUUAUAUCAUCUUACUCUGCCAUGUGCCAGUGGGUGGAGGAAGUGCGAGAGCGUCUGAGGCGCUUCAGCUCUGAGUCACUGCCUCUUUUCUUCCUGGUUAUGUGGGUGGUGGUGAUCGGCGUUGUCGGAUCAGCGGUCAUCGUCAAGAUUUUGGACAUCUUCUUUCCAACUUGUGAACACAAGCACAUUUUUCACCUAAACCCUGUCACUCUAAUGCCAGAGGAGGAGAAGCACACUCUGCUGGAGGACAUAGAAAUAGAAGCAGAAGAAGAAGAGAAGAAACCUUGAAUGAGGGUUGACUUUACGAGCUCAGUUUUUCCCCAGUUUGUACUUAUUUGUUCUUUAACCUUGGUUACCCUGUUAAGUUUUCAGCAUGGCCUGGUUUUGUCACUAGUUUCUAUUCAGUUUUGUGAAUCACUGUUUUUUUCACUUCAGCUUACCAUUAGCUAAGGAACAGAACCAUCAGAUUGACUAAACUCAAUUUGUUGGCUUUAUGCUGGUCCACAAACACUCAAAUUUAGUCACAUGAUCAAAAUGAGUGUUUCAUAGUGCUGAGUUGUUAAGGCACCGAGACUGCUAAGCCCACCGUGUGUUUACCAGCAUCCGUGCAAACAGGUCAUUUGCAAAGAAAACCAAAUUCUGCUUCUGUGACUGGUUAGCCUUUUUAGGUAACUUAGCUAAGUAACAAGUUACUUUUAACCACAAAUGACCUAAAUGAGCACUUAAACUUAUCUACUUCCAAAACAUGCCAUAACAACAUGGCUUAUUCUUCCAAAUUUCCUGAUUUCGCCAAAUUGAUUCUGAUUCUGAAAUUAAUUGCCAUUAUUGUUUUAAAAUGUAAUGCCAGAAGAAAAUACAUAUAGAUCCCUAUGGAGCUGUGUUUUAGUUUCAGCGUUCAUUCGCAACCAAAACAAUUCCAUUUAGUAGCUGUUCUUUGUGAUACGGUCGAAAACUUUGAACUUGACGAACUUGAAGCCCAGCUUUAGUUCAAAAAUUCGUUUUUGGCUGAGCUUAGCAUAAAGUGUGAAAAGAGGGGAAAACAAGGGGUUAUAUCUUAUUGUUUAAUCAGCACAAAAAUCAAAGUGGAGAAACCAUCCAGAUUCCAGAUUUCUUGGCUGUGCACAGUGACAUCCUAGAGUGUCUUCCCAUAAGGUUGCCAGGCAACCAGCAGAGACUCCAGUAAGGCAUUGCUUUAUUCUUUCAUCCAGCUCUGUGCAAGAAAGGAAAUGAGCAUCUUUAAUGAAAGGUCAAAAUAUUCCUUUAAGCCAUGUUGGCUGUGACUUCUUCAAAGUGCUUCGAAAAAAAAGGCACUUUGAACAUCUACAACUAAGGAAACUCCAUUUCCUGAUGGAGUGAUCGUGUGAUAUUAUUGAAAGCUUCAGAACAGCUGCUAAAUGAACCAUGAGAUGAGAUACUGCAGUUCUGUUUUUUUGUCUUCUGUAAGCUGUAUUUUGUCACCAAAACCUAACAACACAACAGAGGUUUCGGGAAGGCAGGUAUGAGUACUGUAGGUUCACCAAAUAAAUAUUAACAAACUGAGCAUUUUCCAGGUUGCAUCCACUGAUUUACUCUUUAUGUACACUAAAAAGACUUCCUGUAUGUAGUCGUCCUGUACAGAUCACACUGUUUUCUCACACUUUUUUCCCCCAGAAUUGUACCCCACUGCUGAAAACUAAUGGUAAAGAAAGGCAGCAGAUACACUCAAGUGAGGCAUGAGGCAAACAUCGGUCUCCUGCCCGUCUUUACUUACUUUAAGUGAAGUGAAGGCGAAUACUUCAGCUGUUACAUAUGUAUCUGUUGAUCCAGUGAAGCAAGCUAAUACUGAAUCUUGUCUGAAAAACGAAUGACCACUGUUUUUCUCCCACACCUCUUCUAGAUUCUGAAUGUCACUAAUGUAAGAACACCACCCUUUCAGGCCUGCUGCCCACUGCUGAGGCUCACGUUGAUUGUCUUUCUUCACAGUGCCUCAGUGACUAUUUGUGGGACUCAAUCAGGAAAAGGGGGAUUUUAAUGUAAUUUCUUUGACUGAUUUUGUAUGUGGUUUGCUGCUACUAAUAAUGAAGCGUGUAAGUGAGGUCAUUCAGAUUGUCAAACUACUGCUAUGACCGUACCAUUGUAAAACAGUGUGUGCACAAGGCAAGACCAUCAAUUCCAGAAGUAAAUGAAAGGAGAAGAAUCUGCACUUAAAGUUUUGUUUUUCCGAGUGAAAAUUUAGCUGGGCUUGAACCUGCAUGGAUGCUUCUUUUCUUUUUUUUUUUUUUUUUUACCCAUUUUCUUUUAUGCUCAUCUCAUCAUGACUUAUGGGCCAGAGUUUGAUGACAUACCUCCUGAGUAUUACUCCAGAUGCUUCACUGGGCUGUGUGUGAUGGACCAAGACAACAAGGUUUAAUUAAUCCAAAACUCAAAAAGUGCAAGUGUUUCAAUUUUAUGUUUUUAUUUAUAAUCAUUAUGCUUUAAAAACACCCUAAAGUCAUCAGCUUGUGUAUCUCAGAGCGGCUGAGGUGGUGUCUUCCUGGGCUUCAGUUAACCUGCAGAAUGCAUGACGUACUGCGAUAGCAAAAAGUUGCAUGUGUAGUCUAGCUAGUGAAUGCAGUUUGCUAUUCUAUCAGCAGGUUACACAUUAAAACUUGGAAGCUGCAUGAUAGCUAAAAUAAGCUCAGUCUGUAUUUGAAUCAGACUCAAAUUCCCAAAGUCAGUACAACAGCGUGCUGUAGAUGACCCUAAAUUAGCCUGUAAGGCAUCGAUUCAGACGUAUUGCUGAAUAAACUAAAUUAUUUUAAUUUGCUCUUCUGUUUAAAUAGGAGUAGACUCAAGCAUUACUAUUUUGAGACUUUGUGUGCAAAAAAGAAUGUAUGACUUGCAGCUGGACUGUGUAUUUGGGUCUAAAAUGCUGAUUAAAUGCUUUCCAUAUGACCAACAAA
This is a messenger RNA of Scatophagus argus, 3783 nucleotides long. It is a transcript of the gene ginm1, whose product is annotated as glycoprotein integral membrane 1. Lineage: Eukaryota; Metazoa; Chordata; Actinopteri; Scatophagidae. The coding region runs from base 77 to 1150 and encodes 357 amino acids. The transcript has 8 exons. The record is from RefSeq and is a predicted model, not a curated record.